Tremella mesenterica DSM 1558 is the source of this 624-nucleotide messenger RNA. RefSeq lists its product as uncharacterized. The coding region runs from base 1 to 624 and encodes 207 amino acids. Lineage: Eukaryota; Fungi; Basidiomycota; Tremellomycetes; Tremellales; Tremellaceae. The transcript has 6 exons. The record is from RefSeq and is a predicted model, not a curated record.
AUGAGACCGGCUUGUAUAUUAUCACUGGCUUUACUCAGUUUCAGUACUUAUUCCAAUGCAUCUCCAGCGACUUUCAAACACAAAGAAACGAUACACGAAGCAGCUGCACAUGUCAAACAUCUCGUUCGGACCGUAACGACGGGUACUAUGGCCAGUGUCUUUCCCGAGGGCUUGCAUGAAGGUCGACCGUUCGCUUUGAUGGAGUAUCACGCUCCAUGUCAUCCAACACCAUCUUUAACCUUCCUCCUCUUACCCAUCUCGAUGAGCGUCAAGAACAUACUUUCUAAUGAAAAACAUCAGGCAACGUAUACCCUACAAGAUCAUAUCUCAAGCAAAUCCGCUAUGUCACGAGGAAGAGUAGCUUUUAUCGGUAAUAUGACUCUUCUUCCUGAUCUCAUGUAUGAAGAAAGAAAACAAUUAACGAAAUGUUAUUUAUCUUAUCAUCCUGAUGCUAAACGUUGGCUACCCGAUGCUAAAGAUCCACCUCAUUUGGCUAUGUGGGCAAGGUUGGAUGUGGAGGAUAUAUAUUACGUAGGGGGAUUUGGAGAUUCUCAUUAUAUUGGGUUCAUACCUGUUGAUCUAUACUCGGAAACUGGGUUCGGUUGGGGGUUGGAUCUACAAUAG